Molecule: messenger RNA, 1714 nt
Organism: Diabrotica balteata
Lineage: Eukaryota; Metazoa; Arthropoda; Insecta; Coleoptera; Chrysomelidae
Source: the annotation of a GenBank genome assembly
CACAGACCCGCGCUGAUUCGCUUCACAUACCCGCAUGUUCUUUCCAACUUUCUUCAAACCAUGUCCGACACUGCAGUUACUAGAGAAGAUAUUCCGUUGAAAAAAGGUAAAACCAACAGGAAGUGGUAUACCUGUGGCGACGAGGAUUGUAUCAGCGGAUCAAAAUAUGUAAAUAUUGCGUUCGGGACUCUUACAGUCAUUAUCACGUUAGCUUUAAUUAUUCAAAUUAAUUACGGCGAUUACCAGCGAAGGUCAGAUACUGAUUUACAAUCACAGAAAGAAAAAUCCGCCGGUAGUAAUAAAUUUCUCGCAUAAAUUGCUUCAAUCCAAUGAGCUGCCAACGAGUGUUUUGGGCUUAGCUUAUGUACAUAGAAAAUUUGGAAAGCUGCCGUGGAAAAACCUGGUACUUCCUGCAGCCCACUUAGCCAGGCAAGGCAUCAAAGUAUCUAUACAGUUGGCUCAAGCAGUGGCUAAUUUUAAAAAGGAAAAAAUCUUUGGUCCUCUAGAAACCGGUCAAUAUCUGCUACAGAAUACACUAGCGACUACUCUUGAACGUAUAGCAAACAUAUCAGAAGCAGAACUGCAUUCACAUUUGAGCAAAUUUAACGAAACUGCACUCACGGAGACAGUAAAAGUAACAAAAUUUAAGAACUUCGAAAUAUACGUCCCACAGAAUGACGAAUCGGUCGGCCAAUUUCUUGUGGACGCUCUUAACGAAUUGGAGAAGAUGAAUUUAAACGAUGCUGUCUUUGCGGAUCCCAGUUACGCCCACGAGCUGGUCGACGUUGUUCAGUACUACCAAAACGAAAAUACCACGUACAACUUAUUUCACGAAGGAACUAUUUCGGACGUUGCUGUUAUGGAUACAGAAGAUUAUUAUGUCUCAUUAGUAACGGGUAUGUACCAAUUUUUCGGUUCAGGCGAACGAUCCCCGGAUGGCUAUCUGCGAGACAAAAAAGGCCAAGGAACUAUGAACAGCAAUAUGCCGGUUUUAAUUUUAGACGGUUGGUAUAUUUGCGGAAGAAGGUACGUUUUUUCAGCGAACAAUUUAGGAAGCGCCCUGCAGAUAAUCAGCAAUUUAUUGUUGCACAAAGAAAAUGUUACAGAUGCUAUUGAGGCUCCACGGCUGUACAUUGGAAACUGGACGGUAGGCUUUGAAGCUUCACAUCGGCCUUCCUUUCCGAAAGAAAUAACUGAGCAUUCUCCUUGGAAGUUCAACUUAAUACCGGAACCUUACCAAAGCAUCAACAUUGUUUUUAAAAACAAGGACGAACUGAGUUCUCAUUCCGAUAGUAGAGGAGGGGGAAUAGCGAGCAGAUUUUAAUAAACAUACACAAUUUUAUGCAUUCUUAUUAAGUUCUUUGUCUAUGUACUUUCUCCUGUAAAUCGAGCAUUUCAGAAUAUCUAUACAGUGCCAGUAAUGCUUAUUUUAGAAGAAAAAUCAGUAAAUAAUAGCUUUGAGUACGUAAUAGCGAUAUCAUAUAACAAACUCUUCCGUCCGCUACUGAAAAUAGACUUACUUUAUUAAUUUAAAACUAUGUCCUGAUUUUCUUAUUGAAAUUUUAUAUUUUAUGGCGCUAGUAAUUAAAGAUUUUUAUUAUUAUAACAAAUGUAGAUAUUGUUAACGGCUGUGACUGACAUUUCUAUUUUUAAUAUUUAUUAAUGUUAUUGUAUUUUUAUAUAAAUGUUUUUUAAAUAAAAUAUUUGCAAUAAA